Molecule: messenger RNA, 210 nt
Organism: Protopolystoma xenopodis
Lineage: Eukaryota; Metazoa; Platyhelminthes; Monogenea; Polystomatidea; Polystomatidae
Source: the annotation of a GenBank genome assembly
AUGAGGCCAUCGCUCGCCUCAUUCUCUCCACUUCGGCCUGCAGCUUCACUCAUUCUUCCACCGUCAACCGGUGAGUCAGAAAGUGAAGUAACAGAGCAGCCUCAGACGGUUCUCCCAGACAGCCUUUCGGCUCCCCAUCUUACUCUUUAUGCAGGCGAAAUUUUGAUUUUGGCAAUCAUCGGCGAAAAGGUUUGCGGAGAAUUGGGUUGA